This is a messenger RNA of Polychytrium aggregatum, 2192 nucleotides long. RefSeq lists its product as uncharacterized. The coding region runs from base 159 to 2015 and encodes 618 amino acids. Lineage: Eukaryota; Fungi; Chytridiomycota; Chytridiomycetes; Polychytriales. The transcript is spliced from 2 exons. The record is from RefSeq and is a predicted model, not a curated record.
CCUGCCAUCCCCGGCGAUCUGAAACGAGAUGCUUGCUCUGGGCACAGGCACUGUCGCCAUCGAUCCGAUGGCCCGGGCGUCGUCUGCACGCCAUUUUUCUCGGAUAGGUUGUCGCUAAGCGCCAGUUGAUCUCAUACCGACGGAAACGCCGACUUGCCAUGUUCAAGCCCAAGCACCAAGCGGGCGCUGUCGUCGAGCAGCAUGUCUCGAGCAAGCAGCGUCGGUUUUCUGCAAUCACCUCCGUCAGGGAGCUCACGUUUCUCCUGCUUGGCGAGACCGGCGUCGGCAAAUCGACCCUCAUCAACGCCCUGGCCAACUAUCUCAUCUUCGAAAACCUCGACGACAUCGAGCCCGACAAGGCCCUGUCCCUCAUCCCAACAAAGUUCUAUCUCUACGACCCUGAGCAGGUCAGCCAAGAGAUUGCCAUCACAUCCAAAGCGUCACUGCUGGACAAGCUGCGGGAUCACUCAUCGCGCAACAACGAGAAACAUGCUGUCGGUCAGUCGUCCACUCAGCACCCACGAACAUAUGUGUUUGAUGCACGUUUGCUCAACGGGGAGCCUGUCAGGGUCAAGCUGAUCGACACUCCAGGGAUGGGCGAUACUCGCGGCGUCGAACAGGACAAGAGCAACAUGGACCUCAUAAUCAAGUACAUUGUCAACUACCCCCAGAUCAACGCCAUACUGUUCUUGCUCAAGCCCAACAACAGCCGCCUGACGGUCUGGUUCCGGCUCUGUAUCAAGGAACUCCUCAAGAAUCUGCACCGUGACAGCGCCCGCAAUAUCAUGUUCAUGUUCACGAAUGCCCGGAGCACACUGUAUCGUCCGGGCGACACCAUGGUAUCUCUUAGCGCCCUGCUGGACGUCGUCCAGCAGGAUACGGGUGUCCACGUCCCGCUCGACAACUCCAACAUCUUCAUGGUUGACAACGAGGCGUAUCGCUUUCUCCUUGCUCGAGACAAGGUCCAGUUUGCAGCGGAAGAUGUUGCUGCCUUUCGCAACUCGUGGCGGCGCUCAUCGACAACAUGCCAGAGCCUGCUGAACGCAGCUGCCAGCAUUCCGUUCCAUGCGACCAACCAGACGAUCAAUCUGUAUGAAGUUCGGAGAGCCGUCUUGGCGCUGUGCCAGCCACUGGCCAAUAUCGCCGCCGACAUUGCCUCGACCAAGAGAGCCGUGGACGACCAGACGGCGGCUUUAAACUCUCUGCGGACUGCCGUCGUGGAUCUCGAAAAGACCCUGACUGUCACAGUGCCAGUCGCAGUCAAGCAUCAACUGUCCACCCUGAUUGUUGUUUGCACCCACUCCGACUGUGUCAAGCAUGUCGAGGAUGAGCACGGAAAUACCCUGGUCGACUAUGUGGUUCGAUGCCAGCAACGAUGCCACUUGUUUCACGUUCCACUGAAUCGUGUCGGCGAUCCACACUUUGCCGAUCUCCCAGUGAUGGAAAACCAUCGCUGCAAAAAGUGCCAGCACGAGUACAACUUCCACAUGAUGACCAACAGCGAAGUGCGGUACGAGCCGCGACCUAUCCUGAGCCAACACGCCAGGAACCAAAUCGCAGCUGAAGCAAUUAAGGUUCAUCAAGCCCAGAACGCCAUCAAGAGUCUGCAUAAUAUCCUGGACGACCUCUCGAGACUGGAGCAGAGAAUCAUUUCGAUCGGAUCACGCCUUGCAGAUUACAUUCGUCACAACAGCAUCGUGCUCUAUAACGACGCCCUUCUCGACUAUCUGGAUCACCUCAUCAAUGAUGCCAAGGAUGCGGGGCCGCCUGGGCUUGACGGAAGCUUGCAGAGCAAGACCAAGGGUCUCGAGAGAAUCAGGCGACUGCAUGAAGGCGAGAAGAGGCUGCUGACCGAGAACCAUGCGACAGGCGGCAGCGGCCCAAGCGAACGAGAUAUAAUUGCAGUCUUUGGUGAGCUGGAGAGCCUCAGAAACGAAGGCGGUGUCUUCCAGGCCUUUGAGCUCGAGGCACCGCUCCGGAGUUUCCGCAUCGGAGUGUAUAGUUUAUUCGGAUAGAAGGGUUGGUCCCGAUCGGGAGGUUUCGGCCUCAUAUUGUUCACACACGUUGUGACGAGAUAGACUGCGAGCUAUGAAAUAUGUGGCAAGAUGCUAGGGAAACACGAUGAAGACCGCUUUGAAACGAGUUGAGGCAGAUUCCAAAAAUGGAUCGAGUGGAGAACAAAGGAGUGUGAG